CCGUUCUGUGAGCCCAUUCAGCGAAGAUGGCGAGCGCAGGGGUCUCGGUCGCUUCGCUGUGGACUGAAGUGAACCGCUGCGGACAGAAUGGCGACUACACAAGAGCCCUAAAAGCUCUGGCUAAAAUUUUGCACGAAAACAGGGAUGAUGUGACGGCCCUUCACUGUAAAAUCGUUUGCCUUAUUCAGAAUGGCAGCUUCAAAGAGGCGCUGAAUGUCAUGAACACCCAUUCAAAAGUGCUCGGCGGUGAGGUUCUGUUUGAAAAGGCGUACUGCGAGUACCGACUGAACAGAGUGGAAAGUUCCCUGAAGACCAUUGAAGGUGCUCCUGAACAGACAGACAAGCUGAAGGAGCUCUACGGUCAAGUGUUGUACAGACUGGAGCGCUACGAUGAGUGCAAGUCCGUCUACACAAAUCUGAUCAGGAACUCCCAGGAUGAGUACGAGGAGGAGAGGAAGACCAACCUGGCUGCUGUGGUGGCUUCGAUGAGUCAGUGGGAGAAAGCUCCGUUGGAAGAUCUGGGUCUUCCUGAGUCUACGUAUGAGCUGUGUUACAAUGCUGCCUGUGCUCUGAUUGGACAAGGACAGCUUACAGAGGCCCUCAAUAAACUACGGCAAGCAGAGGAGCUUUGCAGAGUCUCAUUGGCAGAUGAUUCUGAUGUGACCGAGGAGGACAUCGAGUCAGAGCUGGCCGUCAUCCAUUCUCAGAUGGCGUAUGUCAUGCAAUUACAAGGUCGGACAGAUGAGGCGCUGCAGCUGUACAACCAGGUCAUCAAGCUGAAACCAUCGGAUGUGGGCCUGCUUGCUGUGACUGCCAACAAUAUCAUCACAAUAAACAAGGACCAAAACGUGUUUGACUCAAAGAAAAAGGUGAAACUGACAAAUGCGGAAGGUGUUGAAUACAAGCUGGCAAAGAAGCAGCUGCAGGCCAUUGACCUCAACAAAGCCCUCCUGGCCAUGUACACUAACCAGGCUGACCAGUGCAGGAAGCUGUCAUCCAGUCUUCAGUCUCAGAAUCCGGGUCACCCGCGGCCGGUCCUCAUCCAGGUCGCUCAGCUGUGCAGGGAGAAGCAGCACGGCAAGGCCAUAGAGCUGCUCCAGCAAUUCUCAGACCAACAUCCAGAGAGUGCGUCUGGCAUCAAACUGACAAUGGCACAACUGUAUUUAGUCCAAGGUCAUGUAACAAAAGCUUGUGAUGUCCUGAGGUCCAUUGAAGAGUUCAAGCACAAAUCAGGGAUGAUUUCAGCUCUGGUGACGAUGUACUCCCAUGAAGAAGACAUUGACAGCGCUAUCGACAUUUUCAAACAAGCUAUUGAGCACUACCAGUCUGAACAGCCCGGAUCUGCUGCACACUUGGCGCUCGUACGAGAAGCUGCCAAUUUCAAACUGAAGUACGGACGGAAAAAAGAAGCCAUUAGUGAUCUGGAGCAGCUGUGGAAGCAGAACACCAACGACAUCCACACGCUGGCACAACUCAUCUCGGCGUAUUCUCUGGUGGACACGGACAAAGCCAAAUCCCUCAGCAAACACCUACCAUCUGCAGACACAAUGGCCUUCAACGUGGACGUAGACGAGCUGGAGAACUCCCACGGAGCGACCUACGUCAGGAAAAAAGCUGCUAAAGUCACAGGAGAAAACCUCCCCAAAGAACAAGGCCAAGGCGAGAUCAAAAAGAAGAGGAAGAAAAAGAAAGGCAAACUGCCCAAAAACUGCGACCCGAAAGCGACCCCUGACCCCGAGAGGUGGCUGCCCAUGAGGGAGCGUACCUACUACAGAGGCAAGAAGAAGGGGAAGAAGAAGGAGCAAAUCGGAAAAGGCACACAGGGAGCGACGGCAGGAGCUUCGGCCGAGCUGGAUGCCAGUAAGACGGCCAGCAGCCCCCCCACCUCCCCCAGACCUGGGUCCGCGUCCGGCUCAUCUACGGCCCCCGCCAGCAACGUGGUCCCGCCUCGACAGCAGAAACCUGCAGCCUCGGGGGCCACGCGCAAGAAGGCACCACAGAAGAAGAAGAAGGGAGGCAAAGGAGGCUGGUAGAGGGAAGCAACACGUGAGGCAGGGGGGCCACAAGAUACACUGACGUCUGUGAGACGUCACCAAGAAACCAUAAGCUUUUCUCUUUUUUACGUUUCAAGUUCAGUUUACUUUUUUUGUUCUGACGGUGAAACCAAAAGUUCCCCUUCGCUCUUCUUUCUCAUUCAUUUGUGCUGUUUUUUAAAUGUCCAGAAUAUUUAAAGGACAGUUCCCCUGAAAUUCACUUUUUGUUGCUCUGCCAAAGCAGAUGUUUUCUCGAAGGGUUUCUGUUUUUACUUUCUUUGGUUUGUGACCUUUUGAGGUCACAGUAAAACCAACAACAAAAAGGUCCAGAGGAUGGAAAAUGCCUUUACUGUGCUGUAUUGUUCUUUCAUUAUACACCAAAUGUACAUCUGUAGAACUCUAUAAUAAAAUAUGAAAAUAGAUUUUUGGUUGAUUUAGCCAAUAGUUUUAAUUAAAUCCUUAAAAUCACAUCCUUCCUGACAUCAAGGCCAUUUUGAGACCUUAAAUGUUGAUUUAGGUUCAACCACAGUUCACUUCCAACAGUUAAGAAAAUAAACUGCUUUAGUUUUGGGAGAGAUGUCUUUAAUGUUAGAUCACACUUCAUACUCUGGCUGUUUGCCUCACGUUUUCUUAAAUUGUCCCUCUACUUUCAAUUAGCUGCAGAGAUGCAGUGUUAAAGAAUUAUUUAUUUUUCAAUCCCUGUGUUGGUCAAAAUUCAAGCAAACAAAUUUUAAUCCUUGAAUUACAUUUUAUCAGCUGCAUGUUUCAGGAAAUGAAAGACCAAACAGGUGUCCCAUUUUGUUAAGUCUUAAUAAAACUCUUCACAGCGA
Messenger RNA from Chelmon rostratus (copperband butterflyfish), 2863 nucleotides. It is a transcript of the gene srp72, whose product is annotated as signal recognition particle 72. Bases 27 to 2033 code for a protein of 668 amino acids. Gene Ontology annotation, cellular component: signal recognition particle, endoplasmic reticulum targeting. Gene Ontology annotation, molecular function: ribosome binding; 7S RNA binding; protein binding. Gene Ontology annotation, biological process: SRP-dependent cotranslational protein targeting to membrane. Lineage: Eukaryota; Metazoa; Chordata; Actinopteri; Chaetodontiformes; Chaetodontidae. The transcript is spliced from 19 exons. The record is from RefSeq and is a predicted model, not a curated record.